AUGGGACGUAUCCUCUUCAUCACCAUCCGCAGCGGCGAGGCCCAACUGCAGGUGCUGCGGCAGGUGAGCGAGUCCUUCACCAAGACCGACCUGCGUGCAUUUGCUGACGCACUGCACACCGGUGACAUUCUCGGUGCCACCGGAGUGCCGGGGCGCACCGCGAAAGGGGAAUUGUCCCUCUACGCAACGGAGGCCUCCAUCUUGGCGCCGUAUGUCUGCACGGACCAGGCGCUGUGCCCCGAUCUGAGGGGCUUCGUGCCGCUCACGGACACUGACAUCAAAUACCGCUACCGAUUUGUCGACAUGAUGUCCAACCCGUCCGUCCUGCAGCAUUUCCGAAAGCGCCACGCCAUCACCCGCGCUCUACGGGACUACCUCGACGCGCGCAGCUUCAUCGAGGUGGAGACGCCGGUGCUGCAUUCCGUCGCCUCAGGCGCGAGCGCGAGGCCGUUUAUCACGCACCACAACGCUAACGGCGCAGACCUCUUCCUGCGGGUGGCUCCUGAGCUUCACCUGAAGCAGUGCGUUGUGGGCGGCAUGGAGCGCGUGUACGAGAUCGGCCGCGUGUUCCGAAACGAGGACGCCGACCGUAGCCACAACCCCGAGUUUACCACGUGCGAGUUCUACGCCGCCUAUCACACCUAUGAGGAUCUGAUGGUCAUGACGGAAGAGAUCAUGCGGCACUUGGCGCUCGCGGCGAACGGCACCACCAAAGUUGUUGUGACGUCGUGCGUAGCGAAGGAACCCGUGGAAAUCGACUUUGAGCAGCCAUUUCGCCGCGUUAGCGCAUACGACGCAGUGCAGGAGGCAGCCGGCGUCGAGCUGCCACCCCCGACUGAGUUGAACACGCCGCGUGGGCUGGCGUACAUGUCUGCCAUUAUGCUCCGCUACAACAUCCCGCUUCCAUCCGUACGCACAGCUGCCAAGAUGUUCGACAAGCUCAUCGACUACUUCAUCACUGAUCGCGUGGUGGAGCCGACGUUCGUGACAGGCCAUCCGCUUUUCAUGAGCCCGCUGGCGAUGGAGCAGCGUGCGCGGCCGGGGCUGUCGGCUCGCUUCGAGCUUUUCAUCAACGGCAUUGAGUACUGUAACGCGUACAGCGAGCUGAAUGAUCCGCAGGAGCAGUACUACCGUUUUCAACAGCAACUACUGGACAGGCAAACCGGCGACGACGAGGCGAUGGCCCUGGAUGAAACGUUUCUGAAGGCGCUGCAGGCUGGGCUGCCUCCGACGGCGGGAUGGGGGAUGGGGAUUGACCGCGUCGUCACCCUCCUCAACGGGUCCGCUAGCAUCCGCGACGGCAUUUUAUUUCCUCUACUCCGCCACGACGCCACGUCGCACGAUGCAAGGCGCAGGUGUAAGACGGCCUCUUUUUUCGGCUUCAAUCGCAACAUGACGCUGUUCUGUCUCAACGCGCUCGAAGAGGAGAUGCUGAAGCGUGCAGCCCCGACUGAAUCGCUCGAGAAGAUCCGCCAGCUGCGCCGGUACCUGUCCACGAUGCCGCAGCGCGACAUGAUGACGUACGCACCCGAGGGUAGCGCAUCGCGAGGAUGGCGCUACGAGGCAACCAUGGCCAUACUUCGCUUCUUCUGCUGCGGUGGCAAGUACUGA
Messenger RNA from Leishmania braziliensis MHOM/BR/75/M2904, 1611 nucleotides. Its product is annotated as putative lysyl-tRNA synthetase. The record is from RefSeq and is a predicted model, not a curated record. NCBI's taxonomy places the organism in Eukaryota, Euglenozoa, Kinetoplastea, Trypanosomatida, Trypanosomatidae. Gene Ontology annotation, cellular component: cytoplasm; cytosol. The transcript has a single exon. Gene Ontology annotation, molecular function: tRNA binding; lysine-tRNA ligase activity; ATP binding. Gene Ontology annotation, biological process: lysyl-tRNA aminoacylation. The coding region runs from base 1 to 1611 and encodes 536 amino acids.